AUGUAUUCGUCAAGAAGUGAUAGUGAAAGUACAGGAAAAGGUAAUGCUACAAACGAACUGCAGUUCACAGUAGAUGAAAUUGCCAAUGCCCCCGUGUUUUUGGAAAAAUCCCAAACUACAAAAAUAAAAGCUAGAAAGGAUGAGGCUAUUAGAAAUGUUACCAGGAAGUAUGAGGCUAUGGAAGGCGACAGUAAUCCUACAAUUAAAAAAAUCGGAGGCGCCCUGCAAAUUGGUAUUGAAGAUGGAUCUACUCAGCAUAGAGUGAUUGAUGCUUCUACUAGGCGAGAAGAGACUGAAUCAAUCAGCAAACCACAAUCUAGUAGUGUCAAGACUGUCGAAUCUCUUCUGCCAACAAGAAAAAAACAACAAAAAAGUACGAAACAAAUGAAACAAAAGGACUCACAACCAAAGAGCUUCUACGGCUAG
Psylliodes chrysocephalus is the source of this 426-nucleotide messenger RNA. The record is from the annotation of a GenBank genome assembly. Lineage: Eukaryota; Metazoa; Arthropoda; Insecta; Coleoptera; Chrysomelidae.